Messenger RNA from Vollenhovia emeryi, 537 nucleotides. Its product is annotated as extensin-like. The transcript is spliced from 2 exons. The record is from RefSeq and is a predicted model, not a curated record. Bases 1 to 537 code for a protein of 178 amino acids. Lineage: Eukaryota; Metazoa; Arthropoda; Insecta; Hymenoptera; Formicidae.
AUGCCACCCACGACGUCGCCGUCGUCGCAAACGACGUCGACGGCGACGAGGGCGACAACGAGGGCGACAACAACAGCGACGACGGCAACGACGGCAACGGUGGCAACGACGUCGACAUUGCCACGGACGACGGCGACGACGUCGACGGCGGCGGCGUCCACAUGGGGGCCUAGGCCCCGGUACCAAAGCCAAAGAAGGCUGAAAGCGAUCAUUCGCCGAGUGAUGAUGAAAGAGCAGAGGAAAAAGAUGAGACCGUCGCCGCCACCGGCGUACCCGAUGCCGCCGCCGCCGCCGCCGCCACCGGCGUAUCCGAUGCCGUCGCCGCCGCCGCCGCCGCAACCGGCGUAUUCGAUGCCGGCGUACCUGCCGCCGACGCCGGCAUAUCCAACGGCGACGUACGCGGCACCGACAUAUCCAACGCCGACGUACGCGGCACCGGCACCGGCGUACCCGAUGACACCGUACAUACAGCCGACGACACCGUAUGUGCAGCCGACGUACCCGCCGCCGACGUACCCGAUGCCACCGUUCCAUUAG